AUGACAAUCAACCGUACCAGUCAGAAUGACUCAAACUUCGUCCUUACUGGCGACGCCCUGAACAACGCCUUGCCCGAAAUGGGCAUGGCCACUAGAGCCGUUCACGCCGACGACUUUGUGACACCGCACCGAGCAAUUGCGCCUGGAAUGCACGUUGCUGUGAAUUUCCGUUACGCGCGCGACCCUGAGAACCUCGUCCCGGAGGAGAAUAAUGAUCCCAACGCCCCUAGUGACUCCCACGUAUAUUCCCGCUACACCGCGCCAAACUCCAACCGAUUGGAGGUCCUCCUCCGCAGCCUCUUCGGCGGCGAAGUAAUCUCCUACUCGACCGGUCUCUCCUCCUUCCUCGCAAUGAUGGUCCUCAUCAACCCAAAGCGCGUCUUUAUCGGAGACGGAUACCACGGUUGCCAUGGCGUGCUCGACAUCGUCAAGAGAUUGACAAACGUGGAGAAGCUCGAGUUGACAGAUAUUGAGCAGGCUGGCCAUGGUGAUGUUAUCCACGUCGAAACACCCCUCAAUCCGACCGGCGAAGCUCGCAACCUUGCCUAUUAUCGCGCAAAAGCAACAGAGAAGGGCGCAUACUUGACAGUGGAUUCCACAUUCGCUCCACCUCCACUGCAGAACCCUCUUGACUUUGGAGCAGACAUCGUCAUGCAUAGCGGAACAAAAUAUGUUGGCGGUCACUCGGAUAUGCUGUGCGGUUUCCUGGUGCUUCACCCGGACCGAGCCAAAGGAGGCUGGUUGAAGUCUCUUCACAAGGAUCGACAGUAUAUGGGCGCUGUGAUGGGUAGCUUUGAGGGGUGGUUGGGUAUCCGGUCUGCGCGCACAAUGCACCUCCGUGUAACAAGACAGGCUCAGACUGCCGAGAAACUUGUUGCGUGGCUCCAGGAGGAAAUUUCAAACGCUGCAAGUCCUGUUGGACAGGUUCUGGAGCGUGUGCAGCAUGCAUCAAUCCAAUAUGAGGAUUUGAAGGAUGGGUGGCUGCGGAAGCAGAUGCCCGGUGGCUUUGGGCCGGUGUUUUCUAUCUUGGCGAAGAAUCCGGAUCAUGCUCGUCAGUUGCCGAGUAAGAUGUUUGUUUUCCAGCAUGCUACUAGCCUGGGCGGUGUGGAGAGUUUGAUGGAGUGGCGGGCUAUGAGUGAUGCUGGGUGUGAUCCCAAGUUGCUACGAAUUAGUUGUGGCAUCGAGGAGUUUGAGGAUCUGAAGCAUGAUGUUCUUCAGGGUUUGGAGAGUUUGUUGAAGAGCUGUUAG
Molecule: messenger RNA, 1248 nt
Organism: Penicillium argentinense
Lineage: Eukaryota; Fungi; Ascomycota; Eurotiomycetes; Eurotiales; Aspergillaceae
Product: cystathionine beta-lyase
Exons: 2
Coding region: 1-1248 (415 amino acids)
Biological process (GO): transsulfuration
Cellular component (GO): cytoplasm
Molecular function (GO): pyridoxal phosphate binding; carbon-sulfur lyase activity
Source: RefSeq, a predicted model, not a curated record